AGCGGCGUGGCCCUUCCGGCUUUCCGUCCGCGCGGCCCCAUUGGCUGGGUUUGGAGCAGCUGACGGCCGGGCCGGGAGGGGGAGCUUCAAGGAUGGCGGCGUCCGCGGCACUGAUCCUGCGGGAGAGCCCCAGCAUGAAAAAAGCAGUGUCGCUGAUAAAUGCAAUAGAUAUAGGAAGAUUUCCACGAUUGCUCACCCGAAUCCUUCAAAAACUUCACCUGAAGGCUGAGAGCAGUUUCAGUGAAGAAGAGGAAGAAAAACUUCAAGCUGCAUUUUCUCUAGAGAAACAAGAUCUUCACCUAGUUCUUGAAACAAUAUCAUUCAUUUUAGAACAGGCAGUAUAUCACAACGUGAAGCCAGCAGCUUUGCAGCAGCAAUUAGAGAACAUUCAUCUCGGACAAGACAAAGCAGAAGCCUUUGUCAGUGCAUGGUCUUCUAUGGGCCAAGAAACCGUCGAAAAAUUCAGGCAGAGGAGUCUCGCUCCCCACAAGCUAGAGACGGUAGGAUGGCAACUUAACCUUCAGAUGGCUCACUCUGCUCAAGCAAAAUUAAAAUCUCCCCAGGCCGUGUUACAGCUAGGAGUGAGCAAUGAAGACGCAAAGAGUCUGGAGAAAGUUCUUGUGGAAUUCAGUCACAAGGAGUUGUUUGAUUUCUAUAACAAGCUAGAGACCAUACAAGCACAGCUGGAUUCCCUUACAUGAUGUUCUUGAAGACUGGUUUCUCCAUCACAUUCCUGCCACCUCAUUAUUUUGCUUUGAAGAUAGACUGCCAGGUUGUGUUUUCUGGAGGAUUCAGUAGUUUUCUUCUUGUAAAUUAUAUGGUUUAUCACUUCUUAGACAAGUAACAGCCAAGGGAGAUCAUUGUUCUGAGCACUGAGGUUCUAAUGUACAUUCUCUCAUCCUGUGAUCCAACAGCAAGCAAUUGCUAAGAACACUUUUGCUUUAAAGGAAACAAAAGUGAAUACCAUAUUGUUUUUACUGUCCUAUUUUUGUUUUAUUGCCUAACCAGUUUAUUUUUUUACAUAUUUGAUGAUUCCCAUAUGUAUCAAGGAGGGUCCAUAGAUAGAUAUAGGGUAUAAUGUGUACCUUAGCAUACAGAACUUCAGUAAUUAUAUUAAUAACAGUAAGAAAGCAGCCACAUGCAAUCAAAUAAAUAUAUUACAGUAGUUUUCCUUGAACAUAAUGAGUAUAUUUUGCUUUGGAAAUAAUAUACGAAAGAAAUUUAAAAUAGAGCUAGUAGUAGUAGCAUAUCAGGUAAUUCCAGUGUGAGCUUCUCUGUGCACUUUUAUUUUUUCUCUGUGUUUAAUGAUUUAAUAACAGUCCAGGUUUUGUAUGCUUUUCUUUGUACUGCAAAUUAAUAAUGAUUCACUUCAUAGUGUGGGAGACAGAUUCAGAUCAUGAAUAAAAGAAAUUGUAAUGAGUGCUAAAUGGGUCCUCAUAAAAUUUCAAAAACGUACCUUUUACAUUCUCUUUCUGUAACUAUGUUAGUUAAUUUCAGUCAAUAAAAUUUUUGU
Rhinolophus ferrumequinum (greater horseshoe bat) is the source of this 1513-nucleotide messenger RNA. RefSeq names its product COMM domain containing 10 (gene COMMD10). The coding region runs from base 93 to 701 and encodes 202 amino acids. NCBI's taxonomy places the organism in Eukaryota, Metazoa, Chordata, Mammalia, Chiroptera, Rhinolophidae. The record is from RefSeq and is a predicted model, not a curated record. The transcript is spliced from 7 exons.